UCGAUCCGUCACCGCCGCAAUCUGACAUUCUCCUUUACACACUUGCAUGUAAAGAAGGAAUUAAUGUGAGCAAUUUUCCUCUCCUUUUCUCUCCCGUAAUCGAACUCAACCCUUGUUUUCCCCUAAAUUCUAUUUUCCCACUUUUGUUAAUCCAAUUUCUUGUAUGUGGAAAUGGGAUUGAAAUCUUUAGCAGCUGAAUUUGAAGGAAAACUAGAAGCUUUAAACUAAUCUUGAAGAUUUUGGAACUUUGGUGCUAGAGUGUUUGCUGCAGAGGGUUCACCAUCGGCACCCCGUUUUCCUAAAGAAAAGGUUGCAAUAGUCUCUCACAACGCGACAGAGUUGAGCAAGGCCGACGGAGGAGCUGCAACUGCCGUCGGAAGCAAUAUCAGAGACAGAAAGAAUGGAGCUAACAAUUGUACAACCUGAUGAUUUUCAUCUUCAUCUUCGUGACGGUGCUCUUCUGGAAGCUGUAACCCCUCACAGUGCAAAGCAUUUUGGAAGGGCUAUUAUCAUGCCCAAUUUGAAACCACCCAUCACUACCACAUCCUCUGCUAUUUCUUAUCGAGAAUCUAUUUUGAAAGCAAUACCUAAAACUUCCAAUUUCACUCCUCUCAUGACGCUUUAUCUCACUGAUGCUACAACUCCGAAUGAGAUUCAACUUGCAAAAAAAAGUGGAUUUGUUUAUGGUGUGAAGUUGUAUCCUGCUGGAGCUACAACAAACUCUCAGGAUGGUGUUACAGAUCUUUUUGGAAAUUGUUAUUCUGUUCUUGAGGAAAUGGUUGAGCAAGGUUUACCAUUAUUGGUUCACGGAGAGGUUACAAAUCCAGAAGUUGAUAUUUUUGACCGGGAAAAGGUCUUUAUUGAAACAAUUUUAGAGCCUUUAAUUCAAAGGCUUCCACAAUUGAAGGUUGUGAUGGAGCAUAUUACUACCAUGGACGCUGUUAAAUUUGUAGAGUCUUGCAAAGAAGGUUAUGUAGCAGCAACAGUUACACCUCAGCAUAUUCUUCUCAAUCGCAAUGCUUUGUUCCAAGGUGGCUUGCAGCCUCACAAUUACUGUCUUCCCGUGCUUAAAAGAGAGAUCCACAGACAGGCUAUUGUUUCAGCUAUCACUAGUGGAAGUAGACGAUUUUUCCUUGGAACUGAUAGUGCUCCACAUGAUAGGCGUAAAAAGGAAUCUGCUUGUGGAUGUGCUGGCAUCUACAACUCCCCGGUUGCUCUAUCACUAUAUGCCAAGGUUUUUGAAGAGGCUGGUGCACUUGACAAGCUGGAAGCUUUUACAAGCUUUAAUGGACCUGACUUCUAUGGUAUCCCCAGAAACAAGUCAAAGAUUAAACUGAGGAAAUCUCCUUGGAGAGUACCCGAGUGUCUAUCGUUUCCAUUUGGAGAUAUUAUUCCCAUGUUUGCCGGUGAAACACUUGAAUGGGAAGCAUUGCUUAUUUGACUGGUCUCUGCGUAUUCAGAGACAUAGGUAUGUGACAUUUAUUGGAGUAUGUUAAUCUAGUUAGUUGGAGUUGGUUGCCUUGGUGACAAAACCUGAUAGCUUGUACCAACUGUUCACACUCAUAAUAUGUAACAUUUCGGGUGUAUCAGAAAUGCGGGCAGAAAUAAUGAUCAAGCUUUCUUUUAUUUCUUUGAAAGUUAGGUUUCAGCUUAAAUAGCUGGUUAUUGAGAUUGUAAUUUAUGUGGGCAUUCAGAAAUAUGACCAGGCAAUUUUUUUAUAUUGUCCUCAUUUCAUUUUCACAAAUAAAUGAUGGGACUCAAUUCAUUGCAUUCUAUGCUAAAUGAGCACAGCAUAAAUUAUAAAU
Molecule: messenger RNA, 1805 nt
Organism: Medicago truncatula (barrel medic)
Lineage: Eukaryota; Viridiplantae; Streptophyta; Magnoliopsida; Fabales; Fabaceae
Product: dihydroorotase, mitochondrial
Exons: 7
Coding region: 401-1441 (346 amino acids)
Biological process (GO): 'de novo' pyrimidine nucleobase biosynthetic process; pyrimidine nucleotide biosynthetic process
Cellular component (GO): cytoplasm; chloroplast
Molecular function (GO): dihydroorotase activity
Source: RefSeq, a predicted model, not a curated record